This is a messenger RNA of Rhopalosiphum maidis (corn leaf aphid), 970 nucleotides long. RefSeq names its product cuticle protein 19-like. Bases 514 to 852 code for a protein of 112 amino acids. Gene Ontology annotation, cellular component: extracellular matrix. NCBI's taxonomy places the organism in Eukaryota, Metazoa, Arthropoda, Insecta, Hemiptera, Aphididae. The record is from RefSeq and is a predicted model, not a curated record. The transcript has 4 exons.
CACACCAAUAACGCCGCUUAAUCAUAUAAAUCGUUACAUAUUUCUACUAACUGUAAUAACUAAGCAGUAUGCACAUGCAGUCUACGCGUACCUGCCCAUAAACUGCAGUCACAGCAUAAUUGGUCAUCGGAAUAAAUAUUAUAAUUUGUAGAUUGUACACGGCGAAUAACACGCCAACACGCGGGGGCGUUUCUCAGACCGCAUCAAUGUUACAGCGGUCCGCGUCGGGACCUAUACACUCGGUCCAUUCUCUUUGUACGCGUGAGUUCAAGAUGAUCUAAUAAUCACCUUGACAUUUGGCGUCAAGUGCACUUCUUGUUUUUUCAUUUCCCCAGUAGGUAGGUACAUAGAUUUUAUAUGCCCACCAAAUGUGUAAUUUUCUGCGAGCCCGACGCUUCCGACGCCCAGUCAUGGAUUUAUUAAAACAAAACCGUUUGCACCGACACCGCUCCGAUAUAGUUUUGAAUUGGCAGCCGACGAUCGAUGAAGACAUAAAUUAACUUUCGCGAGAAGAUGAAGAUCGUCCUACAGUUUAUUUUAUUUUUUGCCAUACUAUGGACAAAAGCGCUUUCUCAAAAUUACUACGUCCCAAUUGAAGAAAACGAGUUGGCUUAUGAAUUUCAUUACAAUAUCAAUGACUUACUCUCAGGUGUCGUAACACAUCGUUGGGAAUCGAAGUAUGGCGAUUACGUAAGAGGGUCGUAUAGUUUUCUAGAGCCUAAUGGUAUGAUCAGAAAUGUAAACUACGAAGUCGACGGAAAACGUGGUUACAGAGCAGUAACAAAAUUUUUGAAACCACGACAAAUGCCUAAAUUGAAUACAUUACAACCUUCCGAAAUACCAACUAAGUAAAUAUCCAUUAUUGUACAUUAUCUACUCUUAUAACUAUAAGUUAUACAACGUUGGUAGACGCCUAGAUUUAUUUUUAUGUAUUUCAAUGUAAACAAUUUUUACGUUUUUUUUUUUUUGA